Molecule: messenger RNA, 2265 nt
Organism: Nematocida homosporus
Lineage: Eukaryota; Fungi; Microsporidia
Exons: 1
Coding region: 1-2265 (754 amino acids)
Source: RefSeq, a predicted model, not a curated record
AUGCGGGAAUUAAGAAGAAUUGAAGAGGCCUUACGUAAGAUAAGAAUUGAUGCGCCAGCUGUUUUGCAAGAGCGAUACCUUCCAGGUCCUCUUUUACAAGAAGUCCUUUCUUCCGAGAAGAAACAGGAAGAUGUUAACGAGGCCUAUCGUAUGUUGCUAGUUGGCAUGAAGCCUUUGAUUGUUGAGAAUACCGAUUCUUUAGAGAAAUCCGCUUUAAUCUACCACGAAGCCCACCAAACCCUCAAAGCUCUUCACCAAGAGUUAAAGAAGGCCGAAGAGAAGACAGAAGAAGUUCUCGCUGAGAUCAAUUCUGGUAACAUUGCUAAGCGCAUUGAGAUACUUAAGCGCGAACGAGAAGCAGAGGAGUUAGACCAAAAAGAGAAAGAUAUUAAAGAAGCCCUAGCCCUAGACAGAUUAUCAAUCAAAGAUAUCUACAUGGGCCGUUUAAAGAAAAUCAAUGAUCAUUUGAAGUACGUUACAUCUUCAGUUAUCCGUGCCGAGAUAAAGAAAAGAGUCGAAAGCAGUGCCUGGUCUAUCAAGCAAGAUCUAGAAAAGAAGAUAUUUCGAGUGUUGGAUAGAGGCGAAGAAAUCUCAUCUGUUGAAGUGGCCGCACUUAAGAUCAUUGGUGGUUCCUUUCUAGAUACGGUUUAUGAAGGUCUUAAUGUUCUUCUGAUUGAAAGUGUUAAUAAGGCGUCUAGUACCAUCAGAGAAGAAGUCUCCUCACUAGAGGACAGUCCUAGUCCCGAAGAAGAGAAGGAAAUUGUUGCCCAGGGCCUAUCUAUCUUUAGCGAUCGCUACCACCAGAUACUCAAUCGAACUGUUCAGCUACUCCAAAAAGAGAAAGAGACUUUGCCCAAACUAGCCCAUCCAGGUUUUCACUUCCUUCCGUCCUUUUAUGCUGAAAUCAGUCUUGGCAGUACUCCUAAUGCAUCACACUCUACCUUUAAACUACCCACCCCUGAAGGCCGGUACAACGAGCAAAAUCUAGUCCAUCUCUUCACUAAGUAUCCCAAAAAGCUCCUAACUGGUUUGGUUGAGAAGAGUAAACGCGUGGCUAAUUCCAACGAGUACACUUUAGCCAAUGUUUACCGCACUGCUGAUUCUAGCCAACUCUACAAUGAACUCUUCCUAGCCAAAUACGGCAGUCUUUCCGAAAGUGCCCUAGACCAAGAAAGAAAGGACGUCUCUUUACAGCCAAUCUACAAAACAGUAACCGAAAAGGCCGCGUUGGUAGUUUAUGGCUACUCCCAGAUCUUAACCGGCAUUCUUCGCCAAAUCUUAGCCGAAGCCCUUCCGGCCCACAUUAAUAGCGCCAACCAUAUCAAAGACCAUGCCAUUGAAGAGUCAUUUAACCGCCGCAAAGUCAGCAUUCUUCACAUGAUUGAUAAGGCCACUAGCCAUGCUAAAGUUGACCACCGUGCUUCAUACCUUGAAAAGUAUACACAUCGGCUUGAAGACAUUCUCAAAGCCACUACCGAGUUCACCGGAACUCCGGCCGAAGGUCUAGAAAAGACCUUUACCCAGUCAGCCAAUGAAAUUCUCAACCAAACUCUUAACUCCCUCACUGAAGUCUUCCAGAUACUUACCAAAGAGAAGGAUCUUAAACCCAUCAAGUACAACGACCCCGAUUGCCAGCUAAUUGAAGAAAUCAUUAUUUGGAACCAUCCCGUCCAAAACAACUUACUAGGAGAUUCUCUUUUCCUACGCUGCCCAGAGUCUUUCUUCAACGCAGUCUCCGGCUUCCUAACCCUUCACGACCAAAUCAACCAUUUCCUCAAGACUACUCCCAACCUACCAACCGACCUCACUCAAAAGACCACUUCACUUUUCACAGUUAUGAAAGGAUACUUUAUCUCCCACGUUCUUUCACUAGCCCGAAUCUUUCUCGACCAAAUGGUCCUUUCCGGCGAUCUUUCUGAUCGGCGUCUUCUUCACCUUCUUGCCCAGAACAAUCUGCUUGCCCAAAUCAGUGCACCAGCCCUACAACUCUACUCCUGCCUCCAUCUCUUCCUAAACAUCACCAAGUGCCACUCUAUCUCCCGCCGUCCAAGUUUCCGCAACACUCUAGCCACUCUCCAAACUCACCUUGACAAUCUUCUACCCUCCACCAUAGACACUUCCAUCUACGCCCCCGAGUAUAUCAUCUAUGCCCUAGAAGCCAUUGACCGAAAGGACAAAGUAUACAUCCAAACCCUCCAACGACUAUUCAACCACGAGCUUUUCACCCGCGCCAUCCAUGAGUACAUCCUUACCGCCCCCAAAUAA